CCAGGGCAAGACUUUCAAUUAAUAAAGCCGAUUGGCAUCAAAUCAAAGAGGAAGACAAAGAACAGUUAUGGCUGCGAGUUAAGGCUCAUUUCAACAUUACAAAUGAUAAACAUAGGUCAUACGUGUUGAAAAUUGCCAAUGGGUGCUGGAAGUCUUUUAAAAAGAGACUUGUUAGUAACUUUGUUGCAAAAGGAUUAGAUGCAUCAAAGUCAUACGAGUAUAUAACACCAGAAGAAUGGGAAAAAUUCAAGCAACUAAAAUCGACCCCAGAAUUCCCGGUUUGUUUGAAUUUGUAUCUUAUAUUUUUGAGAUGUCCUCUUUUGACAUGGUUCCAAUUGUCUUUUACGUCUAGGCUCGGUUUUUAUUAUAUAAAUCUAACAAAAUACAAGAAAGAGGCUUACACAUCUUAAUUUAUGUAUGUUAAUAUCAUUUGUUUAUGAAGGAACAAAGUAGUAAAAACAGGGAAAACGCACAGAAAAACGAGAAUCCAGCCCGAGUCGGACCAGGUGGGUAUCGUAAAAGGAAGGUUAGCGGCUGGGAGAAAGAGCCUCAAAAUAAUGAGCUGAAGUCAUUGUUAGAUGGGAUCCAAGAUCCACGUGCUAAAGAUUGGGUGCAUGCUAGAAUAGCAACGGAUGAAAGUGGGUCUAAGGUCUUACCGGACAAGAUUAAACCUAUUGUGGAUGAGCUUCUGGGUUCCCCCAUCUGGAGUGGACUCACUCAUACAAGUAUUGGGACCAGAGCACCCAGGUCGAACAAGGGCUGUAGGAUCACUCGUUGGCUUGAAAAAGGGACUGCAAGGUGUUGGUAAGAAAAAAAGGGUUAAGAGUAACAACGAACAUUCAGUAGAGAUAUCAAGUAAAAGUUCUGUCCCCGAUCACAAGAUUGAUGAACCACAAUGUUGUCAAGUGUCCAAUGUAAAUGUUGGGAGCCCGGAGAUAAAAAAAAGUAGUUCUGGUCCACCUCAAUUGGAUAAUAUGGAUCCGUCACAGAUGUCGAGAUGUGCUAUGGGGAUUGUAUUUCCAAUUGGGUCCGGGUUAAUACAUAAACGUCCACUUGAAGACGGUCACAUGAGGGUCUAUGUAGACAUAGUUUACUCUAAGUAUGAUGCUUUACCUCUUCCUGUGGAAGAUGAAGUUCAUGGCUUGCGUGUAUUAGAAGAUGCACGACAUGCUUAUAUACAAUGGCCAAGUAAAUCAAUUGUCCUGGUUGAGAACUGCCAAGAAGACGACCAUGUGACUCCAGAUCUGUCGGCACAUGCAAUCCCGUCUACUCAGCCUUUGGGAAUGUCAACAAAUGCUAAUAAGCGGAGUUCAAUAAUUCCACAGCAAUGGAGACCUUAUGCAGGUAUAAUAAAGUACAAAUCACGUGGCGUAGUAGAGUUCUUUAAGUGUUUGAUUUCCCGAUGGGAGGCUCGCGAAGGUCCGAUUCAUAUUGUUGCUGAGUCUGGGAUAUUUGAGAAUCAGACUUAUGAGUUUAACAUUGAUCUCAACGAUUUGGUACGCUUGAUCACGGAGAGGUGGAUUGAUGUCUCCAUUAUAGCCUGGUUCGAAAUAUGGCUACAUUCAAUGGUGAAAUCACGUCCUAGUAAAAAUCAGUGUGCAUUCAUGAACGCGUAUAGCAUCCAAGGGAAAUCAUGCGAUCUGGAUGAGAGGGAAGUAACUGAUUACAUUUUUCGAGCCUUAAAUGAUAACCGUGACAAAAAAAAUUUCGUUGCACCUUAUUGGCAAAGUGAGCAUUAGGUAUUGAUUGUGAUUGAUCAUCAUCGUCGCCUGGGUUACAUUCUCGAUUCUUUGUUUAAAGACGGUGGGAAGUCCAAAAGCACAUACAAAGUAAUCAUACUUAUAGAAAGGGUUGUUUCAAGGUAUAACGGUGGAGCUUCAGAAGAUCACAUGAGUUGGACAAUGGUUACGUGCAACCAACAACAAGGCGGCUGGGAGUGUGGUUAUUAUGUCAUGCGUUGGUUACAUAGAUUUGCGCUCCAAGGUCCCGGUAUUCUUUUUAAGAAGGAAACAUCUUGCCUUCCACAAGAUGAGUUGGAUAAAGUUUUUCAUACGUGGAUCGAGAAAUUUCUUGCAGCAAAUCAUCUACCUGCAAACAUAAGAGCACCUCAUUGAUCUUGGAAUGAAAGAAACCGCAACGUUGAAGUAGAAAACCUGUUUGUGGGUGAAUCUCCUAUGUUUACCUGAUGAUUGGGUUUCUUUAUGUAUUUCAUACGAUAAUUUAGAGUAUUUUACUUUGAAUGCUUUGUUUAGGGUGACUUAUUUAAGUAUAGAAUUGUAGUUAUGCUUUGGUUUUAACUUGGAAUGCUGUUCACAAAUCUGGUCUUAUUAAAGUUUUUCUAUGAAUUUGGUGUAAACUUUUAUGUAA
This is a messenger RNA of Erigeron canadensis, 2367 nucleotides long. RefSeq lists its product as uncharacterized. The transcript has 10 exons. The coding region runs from base 633 to 1739 and encodes 368 amino acids. The record is from RefSeq and is a predicted model, not a curated record. Lineage: Eukaryota; Viridiplantae; Streptophyta; Magnoliopsida; Asterales; Asteraceae.